AUGAGUGGGGAUAUUGAAUGUCCUGAUGGCGACACUCGUGGCGUGAGGGAGGUCAUCGUCAAGCUGAUAGUCGCUCAUCUCACAGCAGUCGUCGCCUUCUGCAAUCUCCAGUCCCUUCGCGACGAGCGCCUCGCAUCUAUCGAACCAGUUUUAUUUCUCGUCUUUCCACUUAUGGUCAUCUUCCAAACAGUCCUCGGUCUACUUGUCAUUCACACCUCGUUGGCUGUCAGCCUUUUGAGAGAGCCCAAAUUCUGGCAACAACAUGUCCGCAUGUAUACCCGGCAAUGGAGUACUCUGUUUGCGAGGAAACCACGUCCUGAGCGCUCAGUGGAAGAGAGUGUCGGACUUUUGACGGAGGAGAGAAUAGAGGAAUCCCGGUCUGAAAGGGCAUGGGUGAAAAUCGGAAGAUUGGCAGUUAUGGCUGGGACGCUGUUCCAGUUCGUGGCUACCAUCUUCUUAUACAAAAGAAGGCUGAGUUUCUACGGUUGGGAAUCUCUCAGCAUCAUCGACCAUCUCACAUUUGAACUGGCUGUUGGUGGCACUACUGUCUCAGUCAUGUCCGUCCUUCUCCUCCUUAAGCUACCUGGCUUUAGAGAGGCACCGGAGGUUAUUUCCCCUGCAACAAAAGAUAUGCGAUUGAGGGAAGUCCUUCGCUUCUUCCGAGGCGAUCCAGGACGUUGUCGUCGGUGGUAUCGCAUCCCUUAUCAGCCCGGCUCGGGGAUGGAGAUGUGCAUGGCGACAUGGGUUCUCUGUAUCCUUUCUGCGACAUACAACGGCGAGAUAAUAUUCCCGAGAUACCUAGAAAUCUCCUACCCCUUCGCUUUCGAACUCGUGAAACCAAUUCUACCAAACGCCCAUCUACCAACCUUUUACUUUUUCACUGUCGCAGGCUUUCUGGCUUUCUUGACCCUGGGAAAGAUCGUCAUCGACCGCACGGUUGGCUUCAAACUGAAAUCCAAGAACCUGUGUGGGGUCCUUCUUGAGCUGAUCGCGCUCAUCAUCAGUUUUUGCGCUUUCUGGUUCAUAAUGGUGGUGACUGCUGUAUUUUCGAUUGGUCCUUUAUUCACAUAUUUCAUGCCUGUCGCGUCCUUCGGUCCGGUAUGCGGCUUGCUACCCAAAGGAAUUGAGACGUACGUACUGUUCUCACAACCACCUUUCAGGACGGCGGAGAAUGGAACGGAAUACGAUUUGUGGUGGAAUGAUGAGAAAACAGAAUGUCUUUUGCUGUGGAAGGAUCCUAUGGCUGACUACCUUUGGUCACUUUUCUAG
Fusarium coffeatum is the source of this 1269-nucleotide messenger RNA. RefSeq lists its product as uncharacterized. The coding region runs from base 1 to 1269 and encodes 422 amino acids. The transcript has a single exon. The record is from RefSeq and is a predicted model, not a curated record. Lineage: Eukaryota; Fungi; Ascomycota; Sordariomycetes; Hypocreales; Nectriaceae.